GACCUAAUUGGUUAUGUUAUCUAUAGAUUACAGACAUUGUAUAGAAAAGCACUGUGAAAAUCCCUAUUCUGUUUUGUUCCGAUCUAAUCACCGGUGCAUGCAGCCCCCAGUCAUGCAGCCCCCAGUCACGCAUCCCCUGCUUGCUCAAUCGAUCACAACCCUCUCACGUGCACCCACUUAGAGUUGUGAGCCCUUAACAGGGACAGGAAUUGCUCACUCAGGGAGCUCGGCUCUUGAGACAGGAGGCUUGCCGAUGCCCCCGGCCAAAUAAACCCCUUCCUUCUUUAACUCGGUGUCUGAGGAAUUUUGUCUGCGGCUCCCGCUACAUUCUGAGUGGGGAAAGGGGCUAUGGUAGUCCGAGGACCCCACGGAGUCAGGAAGAUUGAGAGAGUGUCCCUCCGGCCCCGCCAUGAGGCUCUUCCUGUCGCUCCCGGUCCUGGUGGUGGUUCUGUCGAUGGUCUUGGAAGGCCCAGCCCCAGCCCAGGGGGCCCCGGACGUCUCCAGCGCCUUGGAUAAGCUGAAGGAGUUUGGAAACACCCUGGAGGACAAGGCUCGGGAAGUCAUCAACCGCAUCAAACAGAGUGAACUUUCUGCCAAGACGCGGGAUUGGUUUUCAGAGACAUUUCGGAAAGUGAAGGAGAAACUCAAGAUUAGCACAUGAGCAUCUGAAGGGUGACAUCCCAGGAGGGGGCUCUGAAAUUUCCCACACCCCAGCGCCUGUGCUGAGGACGCCCUCCAUGUGGCCCCCAGGUGCCACCAAUAAAAAUCCUAUAGAAAAUUC
This is a messenger RNA of Nomascus leucogenys (northern white-cheeked gibbon), 781 nucleotides long. It is a transcript of the gene APOC1, whose product is annotated as apolipoprotein C1. Gene Ontology annotation, cellular component: high-density lipoprotein particle; very-low-density lipoprotein particle; extracellular region. Gene Ontology annotation, molecular function: phospholipase inhibitor activity; fatty acid binding. The record is from RefSeq and is a predicted model, not a curated record. NCBI's taxonomy places the organism in Eukaryota, Metazoa, Chordata, Mammalia, Primates, Hylobatidae. Gene Ontology annotation, biological process: negative regulation of cholesterol transport; lipoprotein metabolic process; very-low-density lipoprotein particle clearance.